This is a messenger RNA of Gloeophyllum trabeum ATCC 11539, 809 nucleotides long. RefSeq lists its product as uncharacterized. The record is from RefSeq and is a predicted model, not a curated record. Lineage: Eukaryota; Fungi; Basidiomycota; Agaricomycetes; Gloeophyllales; Gloeophyllaceae. Gene Ontology annotation, biological process: C-terminal protein methylation. The transcript has 2 exons. Gene Ontology annotation, cellular component: membrane. Gene Ontology annotation, molecular function: protein C-terminal S-isoprenylcysteine carboxyl O-methyltransferase activity. The coding region runs from base 1 to 711 and encodes 236 amino acids.
AUGUCUCUGGUGAGAGUACCGUUGACACUGUUUGUGGCAUACAACUUCAAUGUUGCUGCCACACCGCUGCAUCCAGCACCUUCUGAGGAGGAGCGCCGGGUUUAUGAGUCUUGGGAAACAGGACUUGUCACUGAGGUAUGGCCACGGGUACAGAGGGCUGUCAUCUGGAUGGGAGCCGUGUGCGAGUCGUCUGCGAUUCUGGCAUAUAACUUCCCCUACCGACCUAUAACCGAUCACAUCCUCUCCGCCUUGCUCCCAGCUGGGUUGCCUGGCGCGGCGCUUCAAGUCACCCCAGUCUUUCUGCUGGGCACAAUUAUGACCACGGUCGGCGCUUACAUUCGUUGCUCAUGCUAUCGGGCGCUCGGAAAAUUUUUCACACACCAGUUGUCGAUCAGGAAAGACCAUCAGCUAGUCACGACAGGCCCUUAUUCGGUCGUACGCCAUCCCAGCUAUGCAGGCGCUGCUAUAUUGUAUCCAGGGAUACAACUCUGUGUCUUUGGCCGUGGCUCGCUAUUGUGGGCCUCAGGGCUUCUCAAUAGCAGAUACGGCAGGAUAGUGGUGGGAGUCGCCGCCGCAAAUGCCGCAUUUAUGGGUGUAAUGAUUGUGAGCCGAUCUCUCGUCGAGGAUAGGACGUUGAAGCAGCAGUUUGGGGAAACGUGGAGUCGCUGGGCGGAGAAAGUACGGUACAGGAUCAUUCCCUACAUAUUUUGAAUCUCGAAUGGUCAGUUCACGUCAUGUUUCAUUUCCCGUCAUUUGACGAAUAUCUCUAGUAUCUGAACUAGUAAUUUCUACACGACGCUUUAGCCAAA